Messenger RNA from Exaiptasia diaphana, 2132 nucleotides. Its product is annotated as acetolactate synthase-like protein. Lineage: Eukaryota; Metazoa; Cnidaria; Anthozoa; Actiniaria; Aiptasiidae. Gene Ontology annotation, biological process: L-valine biosynthetic process. Gene Ontology annotation, cellular component: acetolactate synthase complex. The transcript is spliced from 17 exons. Gene Ontology annotation, molecular function: thiamine pyrophosphate binding; magnesium ion binding; acetolactate synthase activity. The record is from RefSeq and is a predicted model, not a curated record. The coding region runs from base 8 to 1900 and encodes 630 amino acids.
UAUCAACAUGGCGGACAAGACUUUGGAAGUUGUGCUAAUAACAUCAUUUUGCUUCUCUGUCAUUGGAAUAAUAGCACUAGUAGCUGCGUUCUUCAAGCUAAGAAUUCAUUAUAAGUUCCUUUAUAAGCUUGACGAACAUUCCACAAGACAUGGAGGUGAGCUAGUAGCUGAAGUUUUAAAGGUUCAUGGUGUGAAGUACAUGUUUACUUUAGUGGGAGGACAUAUUUCUCCUAUUCUUGUAGCCAGUCAAAACCUUGGAAUAAGAGUCAUUGAUACCAGGCAUGAGGUAACUGCAGUGUUUGCUGCUGAUGCUGUUGCAAGGUUAUCUGGUGUAGUAGGAGUUGCUGCWGUGACUGCAGGACCUGGUUUGACAAACACYGUGACUGCUGUCAAAAAUGCCCAAAUGGCUGAGUCUCCUUUGCUACUAAUGGGCGGGGCUGCUGCGACUCUUUUAAAAGAAAAUCCUAGAGGUUUAUCUCAACACUUAGUAAACUGGUACAUUUCUAAUCAUCUCCAUGGAUUGUUUGCUGGGGCCUGGGAGCCACAAGUUAUAGCCCCAUUGAAGGUUGAUAUUCCGAUGCCGUCACAAUCUCAAGGCUUUGCUAACUUCACACCCCCGAUCCAGGACAGCUGCCAUCUUUUCAGCCCCUUUAAUUCAAUACAAACUCAACAUUCUUACACACUUUUAAUGCAGGAAAAUCCUAGAGGUUUAUCUCAACACUUAGUAAACUGGUACAUUUCUAAUCAUCUCCAUGGAUUGUUUGCUGGAGCCUGGGAGCCACAAGUUAUAGCCCCAUUGAAGGUUGAUAUUCCGAUGCCGUCACAAUCUCAAGUCUCUGAAUGCGUAAAACUAGUAUCAAGAUCUAGAAAACCGCUUAUUCUACUUGGGAGUCAAGUAACACUACCGCCUGUACCAGCAGAAAAACUUAAAAACUCUCUAGAGGACUUAGGUAUACCAUGUUUUCUUGGUGGUAUGUCUCGUGGCAUGCUGGGAAGGAAUAGUUCACUCCAUAUAAGGCAGCGCAGGAGGGAUGCGCUAAAGGAGGCUGAUUUAGUCAUUCUUGCAGGUAGGCAUAAUUAUGGAAGAGUUUUGAAUAAAAAAUCCAAGAUAAUAGCUGUGAACAGAAGCUCGGCUCAACUUUACAAGAAUUCUGAUAUGUUCUGGUCUCCAUCAAUAGCCAUUCAAGGGGAUCCUGCAUCGUUUGUGGUAUCCCUGUGUAGUAGUCUUCAGGGAUACACAUGUCCAAGUGAUUGGRUAGAAACACUGAAAGAAAGAGACUUAGARAAAGRGAAGGCAAACAGUCUGAAAGCUGAAGAACAAACGAACAACUAUUUAAAUCCACUUAAAUUACUACACUGUGUGGAGCAGGUCAUGUCUAAAGAUUCUAUUAUUGUUGCUGAUGGUGGAGACUUUGUUGGGACUGCUGCUUAUAUUCUAAGACCACGUGGUCCUUUGACCUGGCUAGACCCUGGUGCGUUUGGAACCUUAGGGGUAGGGGGUGGUUUUGCUCUUGGUGCUAAACUUUGCCGUCCAGAUUCUGAAGUAUGGAUUAUAUACGGCGAUGGUUCCCUUGGUUACAGUGUAGCUGAAUUUGACACGUUUGUUAGGCACAAGACUCCCGUCAUCGCAUUAGUUGGUAAUGACGCAUGUUGGUCACAAAUCGCUAGAGAACAAGUCCCAAUGUUUGGUUCAAGUGUAGCUUGUGACUUAGAGUUCACAGACUACCAUGUUGUAGCGGAAGGAUAUGGCGGAGCAGGACUGAAACUAGYCGACAACAAGUCCAAAGACAUGGAAGCAUGCUUAGAGAAAGCUAAGGAUAUUGCUAGAUCAGGAAAGGCUGUGUUAAUUAAUGCUUUGAUUGCAAAAUCGAAUUUUCGAGAGGGCUCGAUCUCAGUUUGAACACAAUACUCUGUUCGCUGCUAGUGUGUUAUAUUUUGCGAUUUCCAAAGACCUCGGAAAACUGAAAUGGUACUCGUUUUGAUGACAUUUUGAUUGGGCGAAAUUCAUCGUAUAGUCUUCACGGUUCCCUGCGCCAUCUUGAAAGGUAGCCGAGCCUUUAUAUCGAAGCGAGGCAACCGUUGAGCGUACAAUGAUAGAUACCUGUGAAUAAUUAUCUGUAGGUGUGAAAGAA